GACUCUCUUUCCACUUCUUCGUUGUAGCAUUUCUCUUGUGUAUGUAUCGAUAUUGAUAUUGAUAUCGAUAUCUAUCUCUCAUUUUAUAACUCAUAAGGCUGGGGCCUAGUUGACCAAAAUGGGGAUCUUCUCUACGGACAAGACGAGAGUGUACAACUGGUACAUCUCGCUCGUUGCAGCAUCAUGCAUGGUGCUAUACGGAUAUGAUGCCUCUGUAUACAAUUCCGUUCAAGGCUCAAAGAACUGGGUAGCUUACUUUAACGAUCCGGAUACGGAAAAGAUUGGUGCUGUUAAUACUGCUUAUACUGUCGGUGCCAUUAUCGCUGGGUUCUUUCUCGGUGGUCCAGUAGCAGAUUGGCUUGGUAGAAGAUGGGGUAUGGCAAUUGGAUGCUUCGUGACUGUUGUCGCUACUUUCAUUCAAACAUUUUCUCCUCGAGGUCAACUUGGAUGUUUUAUUGCUGGUCGUGUGAUUAUUGGUCUUGGCCAAGGUGUAGCAUUGACGGCGGGACCUGUUUAUAUUGGUGAACUUGCACCACCUGAGAUUAGAGGAAAGAUUAUGGCCUUUUGGCAAAUGUUCUAUUCGGUCGGCUCAUUUAUUGCCUAUUGGAUUAACUUUGCCUGUCAAAAACAUGUUGAGAAGCUUGGGGAAUGGGACUGGAAAAUGGUUGUAAUCUUCCAAAUGCUCGUCCCCAUCAUAAUCCUCACCCUCCUCCCCUUCAUCCCCGAAAGUCCCCGUUGGUACAUCCAACACGGCGGGCGAGUUGACGAUGCCCGCGCCGCCCUCCGUCGCGUGCGUGCCACAGAACAAGAUGUCGAAGACGAAAUCCUCGUUAUCCGUGAAGCACUCGAGUUCGAGAAAGAAGCCAUUUCAUCCUCCUACUCUGCGCUUUGGAAAGAUCGCUCAGUCCGAAAGCGUUUGAUCCUAGCUUUCAUUUUGAACAUUGGCCAACAACUCACCGGACAAGGAACCUUGAACACAUACAGUACUGCGAUUUACAAGAAGGUUUUCCCCAAUGCCAGCACGAUUGCGUUGAUUAAUGCGUUGAAUGCUACUUUUGGAAUUCUCUUCACGCUGAAUGCUGUGUGGACUGUUGAUCGCUUUGGACGCAAAUUCCUUCUGAUUGUGGGCGCAUUUGGUAUGUCGACUUGUAUGUUGAUUGUCUCGCUCGUGGGGACCCUGACCCCGAAUGUUGGCGCCAAUGGAGAUUCAAAGUCGCAUCCUGUUGCCAUCUCGAUUGUGUUCCUGCUGUUCCUAUUUAUCUUGUUCUACAAACCUAGUUGGGGUGCUACAGUGUGGAUUUGGACCGCAGAGGUUUUCAGUAUGAAUGUUAGAGCUCAAGCGGUGGGUAUGUCAAGUCAGAUGCAGAAUGUGGCAAACUCGAUCUUCCAACAAUUUUUCCCAACCUUCUUGAAGAACGAAGGCUUCAAAACAUUCUACUUUUUCUUUGCCAUCAACAUCUUCCUCGCGCUGUUCGUCUGGUUUCUCGUCCCUGAAACGAAGAAAGUAUCGCUCGAAGAAAUCGACGUAUUAUUCGGUGGUUCCAACCACGUUGAGAAAGGUGGCAAUCUGCUGCACGUAAAUGAUGCGAAUCAUGCUUCAAUGGGCGUCGACACUGUGGUGACAGGAGGUGCGAUGGAGAUGAGAGGUGUGAGUAAGGAGAGAGGGGUGGGAGAGAUAAAGGAAGAGGAGAUUAGAGAGGCGAGAUAGGUUGGGUCAGUUGGAGAGGUUCUACAGGGAUUUAUGUACGUUGUGGGCUGUAAGAUGAGUGAAUAUAGGAGAGAUGGAUGAAAAAUUGGGAUCUGAGAUUUUGAUGAUUAAAGAUAAGGCUUAGGUUUGGGGGAUUAGCA
This is a messenger RNA of Botrytis cinerea B05.10, 1848 nucleotides long. RefSeq lists its product as hypothetical. The record is from RefSeq and is a predicted model, not a curated record. Gene Ontology annotation, biological process: transmembrane transport; carbohydrate transport. Gene Ontology annotation, molecular function: carbohydrate:proton symporter activity. Bases 119 to 1708 code for a protein of 529 amino acids. The transcript is spliced from 8 exons. Gene Ontology annotation, cellular component: membrane. Lineage: Eukaryota; Fungi; Ascomycota; Leotiomycetes; Helotiales; Sclerotiniaceae.